CUUUCCUCAACCACAGAACGAAUGUCGGAACCAAGAAAUUAAACUUCUUUUUCUUUCCUUUAAAAUUUUCUUUUUCUCUCUAUUCCUCCCUUUUAUCAUUCUUUUUUUUUUUUUCUUUAUUUUGCGUGAGCUAAUAAAGAUUCUAGGGAAAAUUUCUGUGACAGGGAGGGGAAGAAAGAAAGAAAUAGAGAGAGAAAGAAAGAAUUUUUGGACGACAUGGGAGCCUGCGCGACCAAGCCGAAGGUUUUAAAGGAUGAUGCACAAGCUCCGGUGCCGUCUCCUGAGACGGCGGCAGAGGAGGUGGUUCCCCAGGUCAAUAAGAAGGAGAAACAAUCGGUUCCUGUUAUAGACGAGGUGAAAGAUAAAAAGGUUGUUGAGAGUGAAGGUGAUGAUAGGAUCAAGGAGAUCGUUGAUGAUGACAAGGCUGAAGAUCACAGUACCAAGCGACGAUCUCUCAGUCACUUCUUCAAGGAGAGUGAAGAUGUGAAGGAGUCAGCUGAAAGUGUGAAAGCACCAGAAGAACCAGUGAAACCAGAAUCAUCAGUGACUGAAAAACCCAAGGGGCCAACGGUCCUAGAACGAUCAGUGACUUUAAUUAAUCCUGCAGAGCCAGUAACAGUUGAAACACCACUUACCAAAGAAUCUGUGGAGCCAGCGAAAGAAGAGCAAUUAGGGAGUGAACCUGCAGUGUCACUGAAACAAGGACUCUCAACAGCUGAAAAAGCUAGGGAGCCAGAGAAAGGAGAGCAAAAAGUGACAGAAAAGCCAGUGGAGCCAUUGAAACAAGAACCUUUAGCAACUGAAAAAUCUGCGGAGGUUUCAGAAACCAAGUUACCAGAAGCUAAAAAAUCUGAAAUCCCAGUUGAACCAAACCCCCGUCUAUCUGUUGCUGGUGGACCUGUAAAGGUGGUAGCAGAGAAAGUAAUUGGAGCCACGUCUGCAGCAGUAGAUCCCAAAACCAGCACUGGAACAACUGUGGAGAAAAAAUCUGAAGAAAUUAAGGACUUGACGCUUGACAAUAAAGCCUAAAAAUAUGAUUUAUGAAUCUCCUCUCACAUGGAUACCGAAGGGUUUAGCUAAAGAGAUGAUUGCCAAAACCAUGUACUUCGGCUGCUACUUUUUGGGAGUUUAUUAAUCGUUUCAUAUAAAUUAUAUUUUUUUUGAUUUU
Molecule: messenger RNA, 1168 nt
Organism: Hevea brasiliensis (rubber tree)
Lineage: Eukaryota; Viridiplantae; Streptophyta; Magnoliopsida; Malpighiales; Euphorbiaceae
Exons: 2
Coding region: 217-1029 (270 amino acids)
Source: RefSeq, a predicted model, not a curated record